Messenger RNA from Selaginella moellendorffii, 1377 nucleotides. Its product is annotated as ATPase family AAA domain-containing protein 1-B. The coding region runs from base 21 to 1178 and encodes 385 amino acids. The transcript is spliced from 5 exons. Lineage: Eukaryota; Viridiplantae; Streptophyta; Lycopodiopsida; Selaginellales; Selaginellaceae. Gene Ontology annotation, molecular function: ATP hydrolysis activity; ATP binding. Gene Ontology annotation, cellular component: mitochondrial outer membrane. The record is from RefSeq and is a predicted model, not a curated record.
CGCUGCUGGGAGCGAGGGACAUGGGAGGGCGCGACACAUCUCUAGGGCAAGAGCUCUUCCUCUACGCCGUCAGCGCCGCCUUGAGCUGCCUGGUCCUCUUCGUUGGGGUGCGCCAUCUCGACCCAAAUCGCUACCAGGCCAAGAAAGCCGCCGAGCGCAAGAAGGAGAUUGCCAAGCGCCUGGGCCGCUCACUGGUGCAAACCAACAGCUAUGAGGACAUGAUCGCCUGCGACGUGAUCAACCCCGAGGACAUUGACGUAACCUUCGACUCCAUUGGCGGCCUCGAGGACGUCAAGAGCUCGCUGUUCGAGCUCGUCAUCCUCCCUCUCCAGCGCCCGGAGCUGUUUGCUCAUGGCAAGCUGCUGGGACCUCAGAAGGGAGUGCUGCUCUACGGGCCUCCCGGCACCGGCAAGACGUUGCUGGCCAAGGCGAUUGCCAAGGAGUCGCGAGCCGUCUUCAUCAACGUUCGGAUUGCCACUCUCAUGUCCAAGUGGUUCGGAGACGCCCAGAAGCUCGUCACCGCCGUCUUCUCUCUCGCGUACAAGCUGCAGCCAUCCAUCAUCUUCAUCGACGAGGUUGACAGCUUUCUGGGCCAGAGGCGUGCGACGGAGCACGAAUCCAUGACUCACAUGAAGACGGAGUUCAUGGCACUCUGGGACGGCUUCACAACUGACCAGAGUGCCAGGGUCAUGGUUCUCGCCGCCACCAACAGGCCAUGGGAGCUCGACGAAGCCAUCCUCCGCCGGCUUCCCCGCGCGUUCGAGGUGGGCAUGCCGGAUGCGAGGCAGCGUGCCAGCAUUCUGCGGGUCAUUCUCAAAGAUGAGGCGGUGGAGGACGAGGUGAACAUCGACUAUCUGGCGAGCCUGACCGAGAACUACAGUGGCUCCGACUUGACGGAGCUGUGCAAGCAGGCCGCCUAUCUUCCCAUAAGAGACCUGCUGGAGAAGGAGAAGAACGGGCACUCGAGCGAGCUACAGACGGCCAGGCCUCUCAAGCAGAGCGACUUCGAGACGGUGCUGCAAAACGCUCGCAGUUCCAAGGACGCUGCGUACGACUACCAAAACCGGCGGCAGUUUGAGCAGCAGCAGCAGCAGCCGCAGGAGGUGUCCAUCACUGACGUUCUGCAGCUCUUGGCGGCGUUUGGUGCCGCUGGCAACAGCCGAGGCCGUUCCAGCUGAACAAACAAGGCCAUAAAUUCUUCCGGCUUUUUCACAUUUUGGCGAGAGCGAGAGCGUGGAAGAGGCGAUACAGGUAUUACGUCGAUGCCUUGGCUUGCUUCUGGCAUGGGCGCAGACAAGAAACGGCACUUAGGUAGCUAUAGCCGCGCUUGUACCGUUUGUACGUGUAAAAUCGAUGCAAACCAUGCCCUAAAUUAAA